Molecule: messenger RNA, 4456 nt
Organism: Nothoprocta perdicaria
Lineage: Eukaryota; Metazoa; Chordata; Aves; Tinamiformes; Tinamidae
Gene: RAD50
Product: RAD50 double strand break repair protein
Exons: 26
Coding region: 388-4326 (1312 amino acids)
Biological process (GO): telomere maintenance via telomerase; chromosome organization involved in meiotic cell cycle; double-strand break repair
Cellular component (GO): Mre11 complex; nucleus; condensed nuclear chromosome
Molecular function (GO): double-stranded telomeric DNA binding; ATP hydrolysis activity; single-stranded telomeric DNA binding
Source: RefSeq, a predicted model, not a curated record
CCCUGCUCCGGCCUGGAGACAAAGCUGUCCCAGGACUGCACGGCCUGCAGGGACCAGCGUGGAUCCCGACCUCUGUGUGUCUUAAAUCUGCAUGUUAAAUAUCCAUAAAUAACGUAUGUAACGUAAAUAAACAUAAAUAUCCCUAAGUAACAAUAUUCCUUGCACGUGAGGGUAGGAGCUGCUUGGAGGAGCCACCGCUGUGACAGCAGCAGCAGAGCAGGCCCAGGGAAUGUGCAGGUCCAUGGAUGCGCACGGCUCCUGACAGAGAAUUCCCGUCUCCUCCAGGGACUGGAGCACUCCAAGCGCAUGUACAUAGUGUUUGUUAAGUGUAGGGUUGAGGACAUUUAAGUUUCUGGCUUAUUAAAAGAAGAAAAAUAUUCUGCAAAAAUGUCAAAGAUUGAGAAAAUGAGUAUCCUCGGAGUGAGGAGUUUUGGGGUGGAGGAUAAAGACAAGCAAAUUAUCUCUUUCUUCAGUCCAUUGACUAUUUUGGUGGGACCGAAUGGUGCGGGAAAAACGACUAUUAUUGAAUGCCUUAAAUAUAUAUCCACUGGAGAUUUUCCUCCCGGAACGAAGGGAAACUCAUUUGUUCAUGACCCAAAGGUUGCCAAUGAAACAGAUGUUAGAGCUCAGAUUCGGUUGCAGUUUCGAGAUGUUAAUGGAGAACUUGUGGCUGUCCAGCGAUCCAUGGUUUGUACCCAGAAAGGCAAGAAAACAGAAUUUAAAACACUUGAAAGUGUCAUUACUAGAACAAAGCACGGCGAGAAGGUCAGUCUUAGCUCCAAGUGUGCAGAAAUUGAUCGUGAGAUGAUCAGCGCCCUUGGUGUCUCCAAGUCCGUCAUUAACAACGUCAUUUUCUGUCACCAAGAAGAAUCCAACUGGCCCUUAAGUGAAGGGAAGGCUCUAAAACAAAAGUUUGAUGAGAUCUUUUCAGCAACAAGGUAUAUUAAAGCACUCGAAACUCUCCGUCAGGUUCGACUGAAACAAAGCAUGAAAGUAAAAGAGUGUCAAACAGAACUGAAAUAUCUAAAGCAGAAUAGAGAAAAAGCACGUGAAAUCCAGGAUCAGCUUAGCAAUAGGGAGGCUCAGCUGGCUGCUUCUAAGGAGAAUGUAAAAUCUGUUGAAAGUCAACUUGACCUGCUAAUGAAUUCUCUGGCAGUAGUGGAACAGAAUCUCAUGAAAGUGAUGCGACUAGACAAUGACAUAAAAGCCCUGGAGAGCAGGAAGAAGCAGAUGGAAAAAGAUAAUCAAGAUCUGCAACAGAAAAUGGAAAAGAUUUUUCAAGGAACAGAUGAACAACUUAGGGAUAGAUAUCAGAACCACCAGAAAAUAGUGAAGGAAAAGGAGAAGAGAUUAUUAGAUUGUAAACGAGAACUAGACAGAGCUUCUAAAGAGUGCCAGAGAUUUAACAGCGAGAAGUCGGAAUUACUUGUUGAAAGAGGUCGCCUUCAGCUGCAAGCAGAUCGUCACCAAGAACACAUAACAAUGAGGGAUUCGUUAAUUCAGUCUUUGGCAGCACAGCUGGAAUUAGAGGGUUUUGAGCGAGCACCUUUUAAAGAAGGACAGAUUACCACUUUUCACAGGUUGUUGAAGGAGMGACAGGAGAGAGACAUAGAAGCUGCAAAUCAAUUAAUGAGAACCUUUGCACAAAAAGAAGCCACAAAGCAAAAGCUGAUAGAUGAAAUAAGAGAUAAGAAGACGGGAUUAGAAAGAACCAUUGACCUGAAAUCAGAUAUUCAAAAUAAGAAACAGAUUGAACUGAAGAACGUAAAAUAUGAAUUGCAGCAGUUGGAGGGGUCUUCAGACAGAAUUCUGGAGCUGGACCAAGAGCUUGUCAAGGCAGAACAUGAUCUGGCGAAGGCUGAGAAGAACAGUAAUGUAGAAGCRCUCGAGCAGGAAGUCAGAAGUCUGCAAAGUGAAAAAACAAACCUGGACAGGGCACUCCGCAAGCUGGAUCAGGAGAUGGAGCAGUUAAACCUACACACUACAGCAAUCACCCAAAUGGAGAUGCUGCAGAAAGACAAAGCAGAGAAAGAGGAACAAAUUAGAAAAGGAAAAUCAAGACAUUGUGAUGAGUUGUCAUUGCUGUUGGGAUACUUCCCAAAUAAAAAACAACUUGAAGAUUGGCUUCAUGGGAAAAAUAAAGAGAUUAAUCAGACAAGGGAUAAAAUUGCCAAACUGAACAAAGAAUUAGCUUCAGCAGAACAACAUAAAAAUUUUAUCAGCACUGAACUGAAAAAAAAAGAAGAACAAUUAUCAAAUUAUGAAGCAAARCUUUUUGAUGUUUGUGGAAGCCAAGAUUUUGACAGUGAUCUGAAAAAACUUCAAGAAGAAAUUGAAAAGAGUUCAAAACAACGAGCUAUGCUUACCGGAGCCACUGCAGUUUAUUCCCAGUUCAUUACACAGCUGACAGAAGAGAAUCAGCCGUGUUGUCCAGUUUGCCAAAGGGCUUUUCCAACGGAGGCAGAGCUGCAGGAUGUAAUUAGUGAUCUGCAGUCUAAGUUGCGUCUUGCUCCAGACAGGCUGAAGUCAACGGAGUCUGAGCUUAAAAAAAGAGAGAAGAAACGGGAUGAAAUGAUAGGGCUUAAACCAAUUAGGCAAACCAUAACUGAACUCCAGGAAAAGGAAAUACCAGGCUUGAGGAACAAGCUCCAAAGUGUCAACAGGGAUUUUACACGCUUAAAAAAUGAGAUAGAAGAACAGGAAACACUCUUGCACACAAUUCUGUCUGAGGAAGACAGUGCCAAGGCAUGUUUACAGGACAUAACACUUAUAGAAAGGUACCAGACUGAUAUUAGGGAUAUUGAAAGAAAAAUUGCUCAGCAGGCUGCUAAGCUAAUAGGAGUUGAUUUAAAUAGAACUGUUCUGCAAGUAAGCCAAGAAAAACAAGAAAAAAAACACUUGUGGGAUACAGUUACUGGUAAAAUUGAGCUAAAUCAAAAGCUUAAGCAAGACCAGCAAAAUCAGAUCCAACAGCUGAAGAGUACAGUUAAUGAACUUAAAUCAGAGAAACUUCAGAUUUCCAGCAGUAUGCAGCGUCGGCGGCAACUGGAGGAGCAAACAGUGGAAUUAACAACCGAGGUUCAGUCCUUACAUAGAGAGAUCAAGGAAGCAAAAGAGCAGGUUCUUCCUUUGAAUGCAACUCUAGAAAAACUGCAGCAGGAGAAGGAGGACCUAAUUAAUAAAAAGAAUGUGAGCAAUAAGGAGACGCAAGAGAAGAUAAAUGAUAUAAAAGAGAAAGUUAAAAAUAUAAGCAACUACAUGAAAGAAAUUGAUGACUACAUUCGACAUGGAAAAGAAGACUAUAAAAAGCAAAAGGAAUCUGAACUCGAGGAAGUAAAUUCUCAGUUAGCUGCCUGUGAGAAACACAAGGAAAAGAUAAGUAAAGAGAUGGAAAUGAUUCGACAAGAUAUAGACACCCAAAAGAUACAAGAGAGAUGGCUAGAGGAUAAUCUUACUUUGAGGAAAAGAAGUGAAGAGCUAAAAGAAGUUGAAGACGAAAUAAAACGGCUUAUGAAGGAGAAAGGAGAAAUGAAAGUCCUGCAGACAAAAAAUGAACAAAAACGUUUAGAGGAGAAAAUAGAAGAUCUAAAGAGAAACCAUCAUGUUGCCCUGGGCCGGCAGCGUGGAUUCGAGGAAGAGAUUGUUCGUUUUAAAAAGGAGCUUCGAGAGUCACAGUUCAAAGAUGCAGAGGAAAAAUACAGGGAAAUGAUGAUUGUUAUGAGAACAACAGAGCUGGUGAACAAAGAUCUGGACAUUUAUUAUAAGGCUCUUGACAAAGCAAUAAUGACAUUUCAUAGCAUGAAAAUGGAAGAAAUCAAUAAGAUAAUUCGUGAUCUUUGGCGAAGCACCUACAGAGGACAAGAUAUCGAGUAUAUAGAAAUUCGUUCUGAUGCAGAUGAGAGUGUUUCAGCAUCUGAUAAAAGAAGAAGCUACAACUACAGGGUAGUAAUGAUCAAAGGAGAUACGGCGCUGGACAUGCGAGGAAGAUGCAGUGCUGGACAGAAGGUGCUUGCUUCUCUUAUCAUUCGCCUUGCUCUAGCAGAAACCUUCUGUCUCAACUGUGGCAUCCUGGCACUAGAUGAGCCCACUACCAACCUCGAUCGAGAAAACAUAGAGUCCCUGGCCCAUGCCUUGGUGGAGAUAAUAAAAAGCCGAUCGCAGCAGCGCAACUUCCAGCUCCUGGUGAUAACCCACGAUGAAGAUUUUGUUGAACUUCUGGGCCGUUCGGAAUACGUGGAAACGUUCUACAGGAUCAAGAAGAACAUUGACCAGUGCUCUGAAAUCAUGAAGUGCAGAAUCAGCUCCUUAGGGUCAUAUGUUCAUUAGGAUUCCAAGUAAUUAGGUUUUAUAAACUAGUGUAGUUGCUUUACUUAAUAGAGCUGAAAUGAAAGCAUUUGGAAAUAGCAGUACACAAUAGCACAGGUAUGGGGAUUUGGAGGAAUUUCAGCUAGAAGCU